Messenger RNA from Aspergillus calidoustus, 617 nucleotides. The record is from the annotation of a GenBank genome assembly. NCBI's taxonomy places the organism in Eukaryota, Fungi, Ascomycota, Eurotiomycetes, Eurotiales, Aspergillaceae.
GGUGUUUGUCUACUUGAUAUCCUACGUUUCAAGUUAUCCAGUUUUUACCUAACUUCACUCCAGUCUUUCUAUCGAGGCGCUGCUCACUUAUACCUACGAGCAUUUCUCUCCCAUCAUUUUUACCAACAUCAACAUCAACAUCACCAUCGAUAUCGAACGAAGAUUCUCUCGCAACAACAAGUCUAUCAGCCAGGACAACCACAUCAGCAAUGUCCGCCAAAUCAACCGUCCUCUUCGUCUGCAUCCACAACGCCGGCCGCUCCCAAAUGGCUGCCGGCUACCUCACCCACCUCGCAGGUGACACAAUUGACGUUCUAUCAGCCGGUUCCGCUCCAGCAAGCUCUAUCAACCCCAGAGUCGUUGAGGCAAUGCGUGAAGAAGGCAUAGACCUUGCAAAUGAGAUACCGAAAAUCCUUACCGCCGAUGCCGUCCAGAAAAGCGAUGUUGUUGUCACUAUGGGCUGUGGUGACGCCUGUCCGUUUUUCCCUGGGAAGCGCUAUUUGGAUUGGAAGCUUGAUGAUCCUGCAGGCCAGGAGCUCGAUGCUGUGCGGGUUGUUCGGGAUGAGAUUCGGCGUCUGGUGGAGGGGCUUAUUGCGGAGAUUGGUGCCGACCGUUGA